Messenger RNA from Ceratina calcarata, 5804 nucleotides. Its product is annotated as monocarboxylate transporter 3. Gene Ontology annotation, biological process: transmembrane transport; monocarboxylic acid transport. Bases 846 to 3290 code for a protein of 814 amino acids. The transcript is spliced from 11 exons. Gene Ontology annotation, molecular function: monocarboxylic acid transmembrane transporter activity. The record is from RefSeq and is a predicted model, not a curated record. Lineage: Eukaryota; Metazoa; Arthropoda; Insecta; Hymenoptera; Apidae.
GUUUUAUUGAUCCCGGGGCGCCGCGGCGCUACCCACCCGCGGCGGGGUCGUCCGUGAGAAAAUUCUGUUCAACAGGAUUUAAACGUUUUCCACAAUUCGGUUCUACCGGUGAAUAUUCUCUGGCGAACGGUCUACGGCGGUUGUAACAGCGUGGUUGCAGAAUUGCUUGGUGUUCCGCGUCGGAGGUCGGGCAAGGAGCCGAAGAGAGUCGGUCCCGGGGAGGCGGUAUACGGUAGGCUGCCGAAAAGGUGGAUCGAAAUUCUGAUUAGCGUCGUGCGCGGGGUGCAAACGACGUCCUCGUCGAGGGGUUCGAACGAUCUGAGAAUUGGUGCCGGUGGUGGCGGUUGUGUCGCGACUUCGCCGAAUUCCAUGUACCGCGGGACGUACCGGAAAAAGAAACUACCCGGUGACGUUCGACCGACCUGUGACCGCGGCCUGCCUCUAUCGUCCUGCUCCCUCCGGAAGGAUUCUCGGGAAAUCCUGUUUCCUUGAUCUUCGCUGGUAUACUUUAAUGGACUGAGGGAAGAGGAGCGUGAAAGUACAAGAGAGAAGGAGAGAGAGACUGAGAGGGAGAAAGAGAGAGAGAAAGGGGAGGGUGAAAUAGUCGGAAGAAGCUGUCAUUGAACAGCUACGACUACCAAGAUUGUUAAUGCAACACCGAUGGGGGGCUUGUAAGCUGGGAAGGAGCGUACCGGACCGGCCGAGGGACGUGCCAUCCGGCUGGUGAUAUCCCGGCGAUCUCGCGCUGUUCCUCGUUCACGAGGAACGAGAUCGCGAACCGGUGAUCGUCUCGAUCAGGUGAAGACAGUGAGAACCGACUAUAGGGUAGGCGCCGCGGCGCUGAGAUGGGCCCCGCUAGCAGCCGCGAACAGAUUGGGGAGCAGAUCGGUGACGAUGAUGGCCUGCAGAUCAAGGCGAAACCACCGGCCACGGAAAGCGAAUAUUCUGUCGAAGAGCAUGCGAGAUUAACUAGCGCCGAUGGAGUCAGUGACGAAGCGUCUCCAGAAGAUGAAGGGGGCUCGUUAUGCGAAUACCAUGACAUACCGCCACCACCUGACGGGGGUUACGGUUGGGUGGUGGUGUUCGCUUCAUUCAUGUGUAACAUGAUAGUGGACGGUAUCGCUUAUACGUUCGGCGUUUUCCUCGGAGAGUUUGUUACGUAUUUCGGGGAAGGAAAAGGAAAAACUGCAUGGGUCGGGUCACUGUUAUCUGGCAUGUACCUCAGUGCUGGUCCUAUUGUCAGUGCUUUAACGAACAAGUACGGGUGUAGAGCCGUUUGCAUGGCGGGAAGUUUUUUAGGUGCGGCGGCAUUUGUACUUUCAACAUUUUCCACCAGUGUAAAUAUGCUUAUGAUCACCUACGGUGUCAUGGGAGGAAUUGGGUUUGGUCUAAUAUAUUUACCAGCAGUAGUUUGCGUAGGCUAUUAUUUUGAAACCAAGAGAUCUCUAGCUACAGGCAUCGCUGUUUGCGGUUCAGGAUUUGGAACAUUUGCAUUUGCGCCUCUUGCGACUAUGUUAUUAGAAUCUUAUAAUUGGAAGGGAGCUAAUUUAAUUCUUGCUGGCCUUAUUUUAAAUUGCGCUGUAUUCGGCGCGAUGAUGAGGCCGUUGGAAUAUCCGAAGGCUUCCUCGGUGAAACCGUUGUUACAAAGAAUGGCGGAGGAGAAAAGGUUCCAAAUGGAACGCGGUAGUAUCGGGGGCUCUUACUUCAUGGUACAACUGCCUGAUGGAACCAUGGAGAAGAGAAUGAAGAUGCCUAUUAACAUUGAUCCUGGCGUUCACUCCAGUUUCAAUUUAGACCAAUUAGUGCCUGGAACUCCUUUAACGCCAGUUCCGACGGUGCCAACCCUCCCCACUAUAUCCGAAGUUAAAGUGCAAGAACACUCCAGCGGGACGACUAGUAAUAGUGGCAGCAUGGACUUGAAGAAUAUCUCCUCGAAGCCGAAGAGCAGGAAGAAUAUCGACGAUACCAAAGACGGGAAGGAUAUGACGGAAAAGUCUGAGAGCGAGUUCAAGCCGAUAAUGCCGAGAAACGCUUCGCAACCAGCUUUUACAACGCAUGUCCAAGGUUUACCUAAGAAUGGUUCUGUACCCUUCUUCGACAGAAUUCGCAAGACUAGCACUGGCGAAAGGUACAAGCCUAGCCUUAGUGCGAUCAAAAACUCAAGGACAGCGUUGAAUUCUAAUGGCGAUAUCAGGAAGAGCUUACACUUGAGACUUUCGACAAGCAGCGUCAUGGGCUCGCGAAAUAAUAACGCAGAGGUGGAUGAUGGCGAAAGUAUCACUUUUACGACGAGCAAGUCUAGUAUCCCAAAGGAGAAACCACAAAUAAUUCGGCCACUAUCGAGAAAGGAUAUUUUUUACAGUGGAAGUGUUAUUAACUUACCAGAAUACCAGAGCCAAAAAUCACUUGCAAAUUAUCGUCAGAGUGUUAUAUCUUUAUCAAAAUCUGUGCGUGGGGACAUGAAAGACACCGACAUUGAGAAAGCACCUCAGCAACCUCUAUGCCCUUGCUUGGUGUUACCUGAUUCAUUUAAAGAGGUUUUAGGAACAAUGAUGGACGUGUCUCUAUUGAAGGAUCCAGUAUUUCUUUUGAUUGGUAUUAGUAACGUUUUCGGAAUGGCAGGAUUGUAUGUUCCAUUUGUGUACUUACUAGACGCUGCAGUUUUAGAUGAUAUUGACAAGACUCUUGCGUCGUACUUAGUAUCUAUAAUUGGAAUUACGAAUACCCUGGGUCGCGUUGCUUGUGGAUACAUUGCAGAUUUCCCACAAGUAGACUCGCUACUUUUGAAUAAUAUCUGUUUAAUUAUAUCGACAGUUGCAGUAGCUGCGAUUCCGUUUUGCCAUUCUUAUCCUGCUUAUAUCAUUACGAGUAUUCUUUUCGGCAUAGCUAUAUCCGGGUACAUUUCCUUGACGUCGAUCAUUUUGGUGGAUCUGUUGGGACUGGAUAAAUUGACCAGCGCGUUUGGCCUUUUAAUCUUAUUCAGGGGAGCGGCUGCGAUCAUUGGAUCUCCUUUGGCAGGCGCCGUUUACGAUGCUACGCAAAGCUACAGCAUCCCGUUUUUCAUGGCAGGAUUUUUCUUUUUCAUAAGCACGAUUACCAGUUUCAUGGCGCCGGCGAUGAAACGGUGCACAACGCCGCAGACUCAGCCUGUGAUAUUAGAUACGCUGACUCCGAUUGACGAGGAUGUCGAGGAAGAAAACGAAGAGGAUAUUCCUGAAAUCGUGGAAACUGCGCCAUCACCGCAAGAACCACCGGAGAAGGAAAUUAAGCAAAUAGAGUCCGUAUUAUAAAAAGUCUGGUCCGCGUAGGGAGAGAAAAUUAGCCUUCACCUCCGAGCCACACUGUGAUAGGGCUGCUGCUUCGAGAAUGUCUGACAAAGGUACUUCUUCUUUAUACAUUUUAAUGGUUAAAAAGCACAAAUUAAUGAGUACGACCUGAUGGUAUUUUUGACGUACUUAGACCUUUUUGCAAUUGUAUCUAAUUUUUUUUAUGAAAUUAAUAUAUAAAUAUAAAUAUUAUAUAUAUAUAUACACAUGUACGUGGAGAUGUAAAAAAUGCCAUCAGGUGGAGGACUUCAUUUGCCUAUGUCAAUAGUAGAUGAUAGUUAGAAAAAUUUAUUAACUUAAUCAGUAUAGAUUAAUCAGUAUAAAAAGAAUAAAAAAAGAAAAAAGAAAUACUGAAAUAAUAUGAAAAAAUGCUUUUGCACCUUGCAUAUCGACUAAUCGUGGAAGAUCAUCGUCGGUGAUAAAAGUUAUGAUUUAGAAUAAGGAUGGUCAAUCCCAAUUUUUGUGACUGGCUCUCUUUUACCUUUGUUAUACAUAGUACUUUUUAAGGAGACUUAAUUUUGAAUAUAUUUGUGCUAUAUUUUUGAGCUACUAUAUUUACAUGUCGGAAACAACGAAACGGAGUAAAAAAGAAAAAGGAAAGAAGAAACGUUCACCGUGUGUAUUUCUUACAUUAUUUAUGUUAGCGCGUACCGUUAGCGUUAAAUCCGAUUCUUGAAAGUCGCACGCGCGACCAAUGUCUUACGAUCGACCAUCCUUAAUCGAGAACACCCCCACCUAUAACUUGUUACUUAAAUCUAUUUUUGGUCGCGAUCCAAAGAUGAUACAAUUCCAAUUGAAUCACAUUCAGAGAGCUAUUUUUCUUGCAUACAGGAAAGAAUGUGCGUGUGUGUGUAUAUAUGUACAUGCAUGUAUCUACACACAAUAUUAUAUAGAUGGGAGAAUGUGAAUUAGAUGACACGAGGGUAGACUCGCCGCUCUGCGGAAUGACCUGUAAAUAAAUUAUAUAGGCAAUUGUAAAAUAGUGUAUAACGAAUUUUUGAGGAAUUAGGCGAAUAAAGGAAAAAGUGAUUUCUGUUUACGAGACCUCGCCAAGAUAGGUCUCUCUGUAUUAAUAUAUUGAACUAAUAUAAACAAUUAACACGCUGUUAGAUAGAGAUUAAGUAAAGAAAUUAAGAUUAAUAUAUCGACGAUUCAGCUAGAACGUUUAUUUCACGGAUAAAUGAAUGUAUGUAUAAAGAAAACGUCUCGUCUGAUCUAGCUUGUAUAAAAUAAUCAUUUAAUUACCUGUCGGGGAAAUUAUGGUGGCAAAGAGUAGGCAUGCAAGAUAACACAAACUAAUUCUCGACUAAUUGCACGAUGAUGCAUAGCCGGGCGUAAAAUUGAUUUCACCAUGUAAGUAAUUAAUUAAAUAUGUCGCGCGUAGACUUAUUCAAUUAUAUAUAUCUGUACACAUACAUAGUAAUUUUUAUUUACGUAUGCAUACAUGCCUAUCGACAUAAAUAUAUAAAUCUAUGUACUGUUAACAUAGAUUCAUAUAUCUAUACUUAGAAUAUAUACAUAUAAUGAAACGGAAAGGAACUAAUUGUAAAUCUUGUUAAACGGCAUAUAACGAAUGUUACAAUUGUAUGUACAUUGUAUAUACGACUAUUAUUAUUGGUAAAUCGGUUACUAGAUUCACAUGCGAGUAAGAUCGAAAAGAUGAAAAGAAAAAGCGGAAGAUAGCAGAAUAGAAUCGUUGCUAUCGAUGCAGAAAAGGAGAACAAAUAUAUAUAUAUAUAUAUACGUAUAUAUAUACCAACAGUGCUAUUAUCAUCACUGCUACCACCGCUAUCAUUAUUAUCAUUACUAUUUACUAUUACACCGUAUUAAUUAGUACAAUUACUACGACACUUAUUUUUAUUCUGACCGAUUGUCGUGCAGGAGGUCGUGUUUUAUGUGGUUUGAAUCGGAAUAUAAUGUAUACAUGCUAUUGAGAGAAAAAGAAAAUGAAAAAAAAAAACGAAUUAGAGUGCACGUGUGCACGCGCGCAUCCCAUCGUGUCGUCGACUCAGCGGCGAAUGGGUUCCAUGAUUAAAUACAUUUGCUACCACCCCCACACGCACCUGUCUAAAAAAUGAAUAUAAAUAAUUAUCGACGCGCGUGUCCAUGUGACACUUUGCAUGCGCAUGUUUCGUAUGUAAGUAUGUAUGUUUAGGUGGAAACCGAAGGCGGAACUUGUAGUAGAGUGUUACACGAAGCAUGUGUUACGUCGCGUGUGCAUAAUAGAGGCAUACAUGCCAUGCGUAUAUUUAUAUAUAUAUAUGUAUAUUAUAUAUAUAUGUAUACAUAUAUGAUAUAUACAAGCGUUUCAAUACGUACACAUAUGCGUGCGCACGAAUUAAUUCUGUGCAUAUGUUUAAAAAAGGAAACGUAUAAAAAAAAGCGAAGUAUAUAUGCUGUGGUACAAAAGAAGGACAAAUGUAUUAGGUGACGUUUAUUGAAAUUGAAGAGGAAUUAUGAAUUUUUAUUACUGAAAAA